CACUAGUUAUAUAUGUUCAAUCUAGCUACUAUGAAGAUAAAGCUUAAUGAGAAUGCAUGCGUGAUAAGCAAAUUAUGGUUUGAUCUCACACACUCUCAUUCACUACUCCAUCUUCAUCGUGUACCAACUACUGUUGUUUUGAGGUAUGAACUAAUACCUUCAACCUUUCCAUAUUGCUCCUCCUUAUCUGGCUAUCUAGUUCGUCUGACGCCUAUUAUCGCCGAUGUUUACUGGACUAAACAAAGGACUAGAUUAUGUGCUUUUCAUGUUGAAGCUUUUCUCUUUUCUGUGUUAAAGCCAGAUAUAUAUAUAUAUAUAUAUAGACACAACUUUCUUAGUAUGGGGGUGAUCAAGAUUCUUCUAGUUUCUCUAUGUAUGGUGGCCUGGUCAGAGUCUUCAGCUCCACUGAAAUCCGAAUCCGAUGACGGGCUAUUCAGAAUAAGUCUCAAGAAGCAUGCUUUAGACCUCAACAGAAUGAAAGCUGCAAGAAUCACUAGAGAAGGCGUUCAACAUCCUUCUUAUUCAAGUCCAAGGGAUAAUAGAAGUUCUAAUUCCAAUAAUAUGAAGGCCGUAAUAUACUUGAAAAAUUAUCUAGACACCCAAUAUUUUGGAGAGAUUGGAAUUGGUUCACCACCACAAACCAUGACUGUUGUCUUUGACACUGGAGGCUCAAAUCUGUGGGUCCCAUCUUCUAGCUGCAUUUUUUCUAUUCCUUGCUAUUUUCAUUCCAAGUUCAGACCAAGACUUUCCAGUUCCUAUACCAAAAUUGGAAUCCCUUGUAAAAUUCCUUAUGGUUCCAGAUCAAUUUCCGGCUUCUUCAGCCAAGAUCACGUUAAAGUUGGGGAUGUUGUCAUCAAAGAUCAAGAAUUUGUUGAGAUUACAAGGGAAGGAUUUUUGACAUUCUUGGCUACAAAGUUUGAUGGGGUUGUUGGACUUGGAUUCCAGGAUAUUGCAGUUGACCAAGCCACUCCCCUGUGGUAUAACAUGGUGAAGCAAGGUCAUAUGGCUCAAAAAGUCUUCUCUUUCUGGAUAAAUAGAGAUCCAAUGUCAAAACUGGGAGGUGAAAUUGUCUUUGGAGGCAUUGACUGGCGGCGCUUUACCGGCGACCACAUUUACUUCCCGGUUACUCGAAAGGGUUACUGGCAGAUUCAGAUGGGAGAUGUUCUAGUUGCUGGCGAUUCUACAGGCUUGUGCCUUGCUGGAUGUGCUGCCAUUGUGGAUUCAGGCACAGCCUUCCUCGCGGGUCCAACUGCAAUUGUUGCUCAAAUAAACCACGCCAUUGGAGCAGAAGGAUUUGUGAGCUUGGAAUGUAAAAGUGUGGUUUCCAACUAUGGGAAUUUGAUAUGGGAAUACUUGGUAUCAGGGUGUCUGCAGUUAAGACCUGAGGUAGUCUGUGUGGAUAUUGGCCUCUGUAUUUAUAAUGGAUCCCACUAUGUGAGCAAAAACAUUGAGACAGUGAUUCGCAAUGGAACUGGAGAAGGGUCAUUUAACAAAGAGACUGCUUUAUGCACUUUCUGCGAGAUGGUUGUCUUCUGGUUUCAAGUACAACUUAAACAAAAAAAGACAAAAGAUAAAGUCUUUAAAUUUGCAAAUGAGGUGUGUGAGAGGCUUCCAAAUCCGUUAGGAAAGCCGUUUAUCAGCUGCGAUAACAUGGGAAGCCUUCCAGACAUUUCGUUCACAAUUGGAAACAAGACCUUCUCCCUAUCUCCUGAACAGUACAUACUUAGAAUCGCAGAAGGCGGCACUACUUUCUGCAUAAGUGGGUUUGUUUCUUUGGAUGUGCCUUCUCCACAAGGUCCUCUAUGGGUCCUUGGAGAUCUGUUCUUGGGAGCAUACCACACAGUUUUUGACUUUGGAAACCUCCGAGUAGGAUUCGCAAAAUCCGCAUAACAAUUCUUGAAGAUCCCACAUUUCUGGCAUAAUACCAUUCGGGUUAACAAUAAGCCGGGCUAUGGACGUUGUAAAUAGUUAUAAAGGUAUAAUGGAAGAAGGGCGAAAGCCUCACUGGAUUGUGCACAUAAUAUGUCCUUAUUGGCUUCUAAUCAUGUUAGG
Molecule: messenger RNA, 2052 nt
Organism: Morus notabilis
Lineage: Eukaryota; Viridiplantae; Streptophyta; Magnoliopsida; Rosales; Moraceae
Product: aspartic proteinase
Exons: 13
Coding region: 13-1890 (625 amino acids)
Biological process (GO): proteolysis; lipid metabolic process
Molecular function (GO): aspartic-type endopeptidase activity
Source: RefSeq, a predicted model, not a curated record